AUGGGUGGCUGUUGCUGCCUCUGUGAAAACAAAACAACGGACUUGCCCGAAAAGUAUGAGGAAAACCGUUCAUGUACCGAUGUUUUGUUUUUGAUUAUCUUCAUAGGCUUCUUGGCUGCCUUUGCAGUACUUGGCGUUGUUGCAUUUAAGGGUGGUGAUCUGAGACUCGUUUUGUUUGGUAGCGAUUAUCUUGGGUACGCCUGCGGCACCGGUGUGGGACCGGCGAAUUUUUCGAGCCAUAUACCAUCCGUUGCUCCGUUUCAGAGCAAGAACUGGUCGGAGAACGAAUUCCUCUGGUAUCCGCUGCCCAUCGUGAAGCACGUGACGGAUGUAUUCCAGAUGAGCUCCUACUUGAAUCUCGGUCUUUGUGUCAAGAAGUGCCCUCAAACGAAUGUGGAGGGACUGAAGGAGCUGUUGGCAAACAAUAUAAGUGGGCCGGAUCUACCGAAGAUGCAGGUGUACUCGUAUGGAGAUACUUCCAAGAAUGGAGGCCCAGUUAGUGCCGCCUCAAGAAUCUACGCCGUGUAUGAUACCUCAUCCGUCAUGCGUAAGUGUCUGCCAAAAAUCAAGCAACCGGUGGUGGUGCAAAGCAACCUCUCAUCCCCGUACUUGGAGAAGGCGCAAACGUUUAUUGUGCAAGGGAUAGAUGAAAUUGCAAAUAGUUGGCGUGUCAUUGGCAUCGAGGCAGUCAUUUGUAUUGUGGCAUGUUUUGUAUUUAUUGUACUGAUUCGUUUUUGCAUCAGCAUCUUGGUAUGGCUCAUAAUCGUAUGUCUCUUUCUCCUACUAGCCGGUGGCGGCGGAGUGGCCUUUUUGUUAUAUCAAACCAAUGGGAAUAGUUCCUACUUUCCGGUGACAGGUGUACAGGGAUACUCCAGCCUCUUCCUUGUGCUUGCUAUCGUACUGUGGUUUCUGGCCAUCUGCUACUUAUUUAUUGUUCUCGCGCUGUGUAGCAAAAUACGACUUGUGUGCGCCAUCAUCCAAAUAGCAGGUCGUGUUUUGGGUUCUGCUCCAACGAUGGUUAUACUUCCGUUCGGAGCUGCUGUAGUAAUUAUCGCUUUAUUGGCAUGGUCUGUGCUCGUUGGUUUAUGCCUGUGCAGUGCCAAAGAACGUGGAACUGCGUACUCUCUCGUGCCUGUCACCGAUGCUCUUUACUUUGAAGGUACCCCACUGGUGGACUUGAACAAUACGAAAUUUUUCAAAGUUGCCUCGGAAGUGCUUAACUCUAAACACUCGACAGAAUACUUUUUGAUUGCCGAUAUCUUUGGAUUUUUCUGGACCAUGACAUUUAUCAAUGCCUUGUGCUUCACCACCAUCGCUUUUGUUUCCGUUUUUUGGUACUUCUCGAGCCUUUACAAUGCUGAGAAGAGUGUACCCACCUGUGGCGUCUGCAAGGGGAUUUUUUGGACACUCUUUUAUCACACAGGAACACUGGCGCUUGGCUCCUUUUUGAUUGCCAUCAUACAGACAAUACGCUUUGUACUCUCCUACUUUGUCAGAAAGGCACAGUCGUUGGUGCAUGACACCGGCAUGAUUCGGUGCAUGGCAUGUUAUUUGGAGUGUUUUAUUGCCUACUUUGUGCGUGUGAUUUCCGUCAUAAAUACCAACGCGUUUGUGAUGAUGUGUCUGACCUCACACGGCUUUUGUAUUUCGGCCUGCCGUGCCAUCCAGUUUAUUAUGAGCUACACUGUGGAACUGAUAUUUCUGACGUGGUUUAUAAAUAUUCUGACCUUCCUUGUGGAGUUAUUAGUUGUGACUGGGUGCUGCGUCUCUGCAUACUUCCUUUGCAAAAUGCCUGAACUUGCGACGGAUAUUCAAGUGUUUGUGAUGCCGCUUAUCGUAAUUGGCGUCAUGACGCUUCUGUUGAGUCGCGCCUUCUUCAGCGUGUACGAGUCGGCCGCCACAGCACUGCUGGUGUGCUACUGCUACGACCUGAAGGUGAACGCCUCGCGGGGGAUGUACUACGUGCCGGAGGAGCUCGAGCACCAGAUUUCAGACUACUCACAGAAGGAGAAGCUGCGUCAAUUCAACGAGCAACAGGCUGCUGUGCACCGUAUGGAAGGAGAGUGA
This is a messenger RNA of Trypanosoma rangeli, 2067 nucleotides long. RefSeq names its product solute carrier family 44 protein member 2. Gene Ontology annotation, cellular component: membrane. Gene Ontology annotation, biological process: transmembrane transport. The record is from RefSeq and is a predicted model, not a curated record. The transcript has a single exon. Gene Ontology annotation, molecular function: transmembrane transporter activity. NCBI's taxonomy places the organism in Eukaryota, Euglenozoa, Kinetoplastea, Trypanosomatida, Trypanosomatidae. Bases 1 to 2067 code for a protein of 688 amino acids.